CUAGCGGAGAUGUAGAGGUAGGGUUGCUGGACUCGGAAGGUUGGAGCCCACUCGCUUGCCUACAGAAGUGCAUUUUCCAUUCAUUUAUCAUUCCGAUGUGCGCGCUUUUAUUUUGGGCGAGAGUUUCAAUAUUUCUGGUGGGUGAGAAUGUGUUUUUUUUCCUUCUUUUUUACAUCAAUCCCCAUAGCUGCAGCUGUGUGAAGCUGGCUGGACUGGCAGAUCCCUCCCCUUCGGCUGGAUUGCUUUGCUCUUGUAUAAAGGACGCCAAUUAUGUCAGCAAUCUGAACUGCAGUCCAAGGCUGUUGGGAUAAAAGACUGACUUGUGGAGCCAUUGUUUUACCUGCUAGCUGGAUUCCUCGCCCUGUGUGUAAUAACAUGUCUAGCAGCCAUCAGGAAGGAACCAGCAAACCCGAUGCCCUGGAUAACAGUGACGACGCUCAGCCGACUGUCACAGAGAGGAGAAACAAAAGCGGCAUCAUCAGCGAGCCUCUGAGUAAAAGCCUGAAGAAGUCUCGUGCGUUGUCACAGUACUCCACCGUCGGCAAUGCUAGCUCUGUAAAUGGACAAUUACACAAAGGAAGCAAUGUGGAGAAAAGCAACACUACCUCCACAACGCAAAAAAACAUUGCGCAAGUGUUGAACAAAUUGGAAAGGGCGUCCGAAAUCACACAAGGACAGAAUGGUUUGCACUUCUCCCAGGCAGCUGAGCUGCUGAAACGGGCCGGGGCAGAACACAUGCUUCUACCGAGUGACCAGGGGCCUGGAAUCAGUGACAUCGAGGCCGUCUCAGCCACAGAAGCCAUGAACAGUCCUGCCGACUUCCCCUACAUGGGGGGCUUUCCUUUCAACCCCGGCCUUUUCAUCAUGACCCCUGCCGGGGUGUUUCUGGCAGACAGUGCACUGCACAUGGCGAGCUUGGCAGAAUAUCCCAUGCAGAAUGAAUUGGCAUCUGCCAUUAAUUCUGGGAAAAAGAAAAGGAAAAGAUGUGGGAUGUGCCCUCCCUGUCGCAGGCGGAUAAAUUGCGAGCAGUGCAGCAGUUGUCGGAAUCGCAAAACAGGCCACCAGAUUUGCAAAUUCCGAAAAUGCGAGGAACUCAAAAAGAAGCCUUCAGCUGCCCUAGAGAAGGUGAUGCUACCCACAGGAGCAGCGUUCCGCUGGUUCCAGUAGAAGGAUCAAUCCCAAAGCUUUGUCAUCAAGUGCAUUGCCACUGCUUGCUUGUAUUGUCUCAAGCAAAAAGGAUAUUUGGCUGAAAAACUAAUGGAUGCACCUACUUUUCCUGAACCAAAAAUAAACAAAAGUCUAUGGCAACUUUCAUUCCUUUUUAUAUGUUCUGUUUGGUACCUUUUGUCCUUUUUCAGCAGUUUUAAGUGAAUCUGACAUUGAUAAAUACAUUGCCAAACCGAGAAAUACCAGACUGAGUAUGGACAAUCAAAUCAUUUCUGUGUUUGGUGUUAAUGUUGUUAAUGUGUGAAAAUAAAACUGUACUUGUGUAGAGAAUGUACAUUUACAGCUAUAUUUUAAACUAGUGGCUAAUGACAAGCACUAUUGUAAUUUAGCACCAUUGUUACUACUUACCACAUGUUCUGCAUUUCUGAUUUUUCUCUUUUUUGUCAUCAAUCUCUAGUUUUUAAAUGGUUCCAAUGUUUGUAAUUAAAAGAAAAAACUACAAAGAUGUACUAUGUUUUGAAGGGGUUGCUGGAAACUUUUAUUACUCAUGUUUUUUUAUUUUAUUUUGUGAAAUUCACAGUCAUUUUUUAAAGUGUAUCGCUUUACCAAGACAAAUGUUCAGUUUUAUCUGUAGACAGAACUUUUCUAAAUAUUGACAGAUGCAUUAAAAACCAGACCCAGCUCUGCUAUACCCACGGCAGCUGGGACCCCACUCCUCUCGUUCAUACAGUAAUCUACACAUUUAGACAGUCAUGCCCAGACCCAGCUCUGCUAUAACCACAGCAGCUGGGACCCCAGUCCUCUCGUUCAUAUAGUAUUCUACACAUUUAAACAGUCAUGUCCAGACCCAGCUCUGCUAUAACCACAGCAGCUGGGACCCCAGUCCUCUUGUUCAUACAGUAAUGUACACAUUUAAACAGUCAUGCCCAGACCCAGCUCUGCUAUAACCACAGCAGCUGGGACCCCAGUCCUCCUGUUCAGACAGUAAUCUACACAUUUAAACAGUCAUGCCCAGACCCAGCUCUGCUAUACCCACAGCGGCUGGGACCCCAGUCCUCUCGUUCAUACAGUAAUGUACACAUUUAAACAGUCAUGUUUGUAAUAGUUUGGGCUGUUUUGUGAAUUAAAUGAAUGCAUGUAUUUGUUCAAGAUUUAGAGUUUAAAGUGUAUGUCUCCUUUUGCAUGCUGUAUUUUUUAAAUACUGUGCUUCAUUUUGUUAAAAACAACGCAGUAUGAAAACAGUCAUGAAAACGUUGGGUUUGUUUGUUUUUUUGUUUUAGUUUUUUUAGUUUUUUGCUUUGAGGACCUGGUUCGACUUUGGUGAUUUGAGGUGGUACAGUAAAUACACUGUCAACAUAUGUAAUACUGAAAAUAUCCCUUUGGGUGCUUACUAUAAUUUUUAUAUUUUAAUAAUAUAAGAAAUGUGAAAGUAGAUAGGAUGUUUUAAAAACCAUAAUGUGAGUGAGUGAUUACAAUUUCAUAUC
Molecule: messenger RNA, 2651 nt
Organism: Polyodon spathula (Mississippi paddlefish)
Lineage: Eukaryota; Metazoa; Chordata; Actinopteri; Acipenseriformes; Polyodontidae
Product: CXXC-type zinc finger protein 5-like
Exons: 3
Coding region: 376-1167 (263 amino acids)
Cellular component (GO): nucleus
Molecular function (GO): methyl-CpG binding; zinc ion binding
Source: RefSeq, a predicted model, not a curated record